GCAGGGAUGAGUCGAACCCCCGACGCCCGAGCUAGGGACAAUCAGACCAAGACGAUCCAGGAAAGGAUCAGCAAUGUGGAGAAACAUUUUGGGGAGAUGUGCCAGAUGUUCGCCGCCUACGGUCGCAAAGCCGCACGGCUUCGUGACAAGGCCGACCUCCUGGUGCGGGAGAUCGGAGCGUACGCUGACACCGAGACGCCGAGCCUCAAGAGCGGCCUGAAGCUGUUUGCAGACCACCUGGCCAAGAUUCAGGACUACCGGCAGGCGGAGGUGUCACGCCUGGAAGCCAAAGUUAUCGAGCCGUUGAAAGGAUACGGCGCCGUGGUGAGACGUAAAAGGGAGGACGUGAAGGCCACUCAGAGCGCCAGAACCCGAGAAUCCAAACAACUGGAUCAGCUGGAAAGGACUCGCCAGCGGAACCCGUCCAACCGUCAAAUCAUCUCUCAGGUGCGUUGCGUGUUUCUGAUGACGUGUGAGCGGCGCUUGUGUUGAUGUUCCUCUUGUGCGCGUCAGGCUGAGAGCGAGUUGCAGCGAGCCACCAUGGACGCCACGCGCACUACACGCCAACUGGAGGAGACCAUGGACGAGUUUGAGAAGCAAAAGAUCCGGGACAUCAAGAAGAUCCUGUGUGACUUUGUCACCGUGGAGAUGUCCUUCCACGCCAAGGCCUUAGAGUUCUACACGCUGGCCUAUCAGAGCAUCCAGAUUGUGGACGAGGAGGAGGACCUGAAGGUGUUCAGGAGUUCGCUGCACCCCCCCGAUUACCCGACACGCUUUGACAUCGUGCGAGCCAAUUCUAGGACUUCGCUGGACGGGACUGCCUCCUUCCUGUCUGCAUCGGGACCUUUCCUGCAACAGAGAGCUGCCGGACGCCCUGUGAGCAGAGAGGAAGAAGAGGUGGAUGAUGAAGAAUCCGAGGAAGAUGAGGACGACGACUCUGAACCUUGAUGAAGAAAGCUCCGCCCAUUUGGGGUGGUGUAGCAGUAUUGUAGUUUCUCCUUGACAAGUACACACUGUCUUCUGUUUAGCUUUUUCUGCCUCAGCAGCAGUAAUACAAUACUUUAGACAUCAAGUACCUUCCUACUUCAUCAUGGAACUACCAUACCUGUCUGUCUUCUGUUUUUUGGAAUCCAUUUUGUGACACUUUUUCAACAUCCUUCCUCUGCAA
Molecule: messenger RNA, 1168 nt
Organism: Doryrhamphus excisus (bluestripe pipefish)
Lineage: Eukaryota; Metazoa; Chordata; Actinopteri; Syngnathiformes; Syngnathidae
Source: RefSeq, a predicted model, not a curated record